AUGUUGUCAUUGGGUUUCAAGCUUCUCAAUAAACUCCAACACCUGUCUAUUCAAGAAUGUCCUGAGCUUGAGGAAAGAUGUAGAUGCGGUAGUGGUGAGGAUUGGUCAAAAAUAGCCCAUGUCCCGCAUGAGUACAUUGAAUCGCCUCAGGUCAGGCAGUCUAGCGAAGUGAGCACAUCGGGAAGCUCUUCUGUCCAAGCAUUUUCUCUAUAA
Molecule: messenger RNA, 213 nt
Organism: Prunus armeniaca (apricot)
Lineage: Eukaryota; Viridiplantae; Streptophyta; Magnoliopsida; Rosales; Rosaceae
Source: the annotation of a GenBank genome assembly